Drosophila montana is the source of this 2248-nucleotide messenger RNA. It is a transcript of the gene Cipc, whose product is annotated as Clock interacting protein circadian. The transcript has 3 exons. Lineage: Eukaryota; Metazoa; Arthropoda; Insecta; Diptera; Drosophilidae. The coding region runs from base 565 to 1410 and encodes 281 amino acids. The record is from RefSeq and is a predicted model, not a curated record.
UGUCGUUGGAUGCGCUUCGCUAAAAUAAGCCUGCUGACUACAACUUCAUAGCUCCAAAGCACUCAGCAUUUACGUAUUUCUUGUGUGAGUGAGAACUGCUGAGAUUGUAUCGUUAUAUGUGUGUAUGUAUUUGUGUGUUUAGUGCUGGUGUCUAUCGCGUAACGAAAGCGAAAGUUUUGUUUGCGCGCGUGUCGCCAACAGUAGCGUCGUUCGAGUCGACUGUCUCCAAUCAUUGCACACAUCUCGCUUCGCAGUCGUCGUCGCAGUCAGCGCCGCAUUUAUCGUUGUUGUUUUUGUUGUUGUUGUCGGUGAGACUACCCAUAAAGGAAUAGAUUAAAAGCGUGUGAAAACAACAAGAAUGCUCAUUAGUUUCAAUGAGCGUGCAAUAAAUAAAAUAAAACGUGUUUAUGCUGUGUCGCCCUCUCCCUGUCUUUAGAGUGUUUGUUAGAGUGUGCCCAGCAACAAAGCAGCAGCAGACAACAGCUGUUAAGCAACAGCAACUGUAAACGCAAACAUUCCUGCUACAUUUACUGCUCAACGCUUUCCAACACACCAACGGUUCCAAUGGCGCCCACCAUCUGCUCCUCCGAGAAAAAGGUGCGCGUGGCUGAAUUGAGGAAGGGGCGACGGCUUCGCAAAAUGGGCGUGGCACUUGCCAAUGCAACAACCGCUGCGUCAGCAGCAGCGGCUGGAGUCGCCCAAAAUAGCGCGGUAUUGAGAUAUGUUGCCAAUGGUUCGAUGAACUCAACAGGUCGUCGGAAACGCCGCCGUGGUGUCAGAAUGCCAUCUAGACUGCCACAAAAGGCAAGACGCGUAGCAUCGGGCUCGACUUCAGCUGCAAAUGGUCAUGUUAGAGAGUUAAAAUCAGAGCAGACGAAGCAUUUGAAGCGCAUGGAGUUCGAUUACAAUAAGACGAGCAGGCAGUUAGUGUGUCCACAUUCCAGCAGCAGCAACAACAACAAACAAUUUAUCAUCAAAACAGUAUUACAACCCACAACGGCCAACAACAAUUGCAGCAACAGCAACUGCAGUGGCUGUGGAUACAACAAGACAACAGCCAAAUUUUGUGAUCAUAGCUCUGGCAUGGAUGAGGAUGACGAUGAUGAUGAUGAGGAGAAGGACCGGAGCUAUGUGUUCGUUCGCGAGCCAAUCAAGCAGCCGCAGAUGCAGCAGCAACAGCAACUGCCAAAAUAUCAUACACAUGUUGAUGGACUGCUCUCCAUAGCCAUUAAAACUAUCAAUCUGGUGCAGCGCAACGAGAUGCUGCAGAACCGCUUGGCCCAGCUGCAGUUGGAGACGUCUAAGUUCAUUGCCUCGGUGCUGGCCAAUCCCGAGAAUCGGCAUUUUCGUGAGAGAAUCACGGCCAACACAAAGGCGGCAAAUAUAGAGAGCAACGUUUUGCGUUACUGAGCGACAAACAAUGCAGAAAACUGCUGCAUACUUUUCGGCGGCAUUAAGAAAAUGCCGCAUUCCGAUGUGUCACAGCCAUCAAUUCGACCCAAUAGAUUUUUUAAAUCAUUGUUGGAUCUGUAGAAUGAAUGCGCCAAAAAUAUCGUAAUGUCUAUUUGUUUUAACCACAUAAAUUUAAAUUAGUUUUGUUUCCAAUUAGAUUUUUUUAAAUUGAAAUUGAUGGCUGUGACAUACGGAAUUGAGUUAAGAGCAACUCGUACUGAUUACAUUUAUAACUUAACAAAAUGUUAGUUAAAUAUUUGAUUGUACACAAUCAAACAGCAAAGGAAAUAUUAUUACUAACAAAAAAUAAAUAAAUCAAAAGUCAAGAAUGAAACAUUUUUGUGUAGCCACUAAGUAUGCUUAUUGUCAACAUUUUGUACAUCAAACAAUUUAUUUAUGACGACAUAUUUAAAAAAAAAGCUUUUAGUAAAACCUAGUGCUAUAGGUUUGUACAAAACAUAUUUGCUAACCAAUUUUAGAACUACGGCGCUUUUGGCUAUAUACAGAAAAAGGUUGCACUGAGCUAUAAUUUAAAUUGCAAUGCAAAACAAUUGGUUUAUUAAACCAAGCCGAGCAAACAACUAUACGUAAUUAAAUGAUCUUCAGAACCCAUUAUCAACAAACUAUAUAUCAUACAUUUAAAAUAGAAAAAUAAAACAACUUGAAGCGUAAUUUAUUCGAAUUGUGUAACCAAAAUUCAUACCCAUCUAUUUUAAGACUAUAAUAUUUAAUUUACAUUUUUGACUUACCUUAAUAUUAAACUUAUAAUUAAAUUGCAAAUAGACAACAAACUUGA